Spinacia oleracea (spinach) is the source of this 1300-nucleotide messenger RNA. RefSeq lists its product as uncharacterized. NCBI's taxonomy places the organism in Eukaryota, Viridiplantae, Streptophyta, Magnoliopsida, Caryophyllales, Amaranthaceae. The record is from RefSeq and is a predicted model, not a curated record. The transcript is spliced from 6 exons. Bases 92 to 952 code for a protein of 286 amino acids.
CGACACCCCUCCUUCCUCAGUUCCUUGCAAGUUGUAAGAGUUGAAAGAUUAUCGCUGCUGCUGCUGCUGCUGCUGCACUACUGCUUCGUUAAUGGUGAGAGAGAUGACAAUAUUCCGGUAUCUGCUGCAUCCUUUACUCCUUGCUAAACCCCUCAUUUCUUCCACUUCUUCCCCUUUCUGCACAGUCUUCUCUCUCCAGAAUUCUCCGCACUUUUCAUUUCCCAUUAAUCGAAGACGUCAGCAAUAUUCUCACGCAUUCUCAGUUGAAAGUAGAAGACUAGCAUCAUCAGAUUCGUCAUCUUCAACCAAUGUUCCCACUGACUCCUUUCCCAAGUUUUCUGAGUUAGAUGAUGUUUUGAAGGGCUAUAUGUUUGGCCAGAAAAAGGCAACCGAAGUUGCUCAUUUGGUAUGGAAACUUGUGGUUCAAAAGGGUGAUACAGUUGUUGAUGCUACUUGUGGUAAUGGCAAUGAUACCGUGGCAUUGGCCAAGUUGGUUGUAGAUGAUUUCGCUAAAGGGUGCGUAUAUGGGAUGGAUGUUCAGGAAGAUGCUAUACAGAAUACUUCGUCCUUACUUAACCUGUCACUCGAUCCAAACCAGAGAAAGUGUGUGAAGCUAUAUUCAAUCUGUCACAGUAGAAUGGUGGAUGUGAUUCCUGAGAAUAGCUCUGUGAGGCUUGUCGCGUUCAAUUUGGGAUACCUUCCCGGAGGUGACAAGGGAAUAAUCACAAACUCGGCUACAACCCUGCUGGCACUCAAAGCAGCAAAGGAAUUGUUACUUCCUGGUGGAGUUAUUAGUGUUGUUGCUUAUGUUGGCCACCCUGGUGGAAGGGAAGAAUAUGAAACUGUGCAAGCUUUUGCUUCUGAGUUACCGGCAGAAAGAUGGGUAUGCAGCCAAAUUCAGAUGUUAAACAAACCACUUGCACCAGUUCUUGUAUUUUUGUUUAAGAGAUGAAGCAAUAAUGAUAAUGAGAUCUUCUAAACUAUUUGGAAACCCAAUUUUGCAGAAGUGCUCUAAAAUUUCAAUGCUUGUAUCAUCUGAUUUGAGCCCAUUUAACAAUCUGCUGCUGCGCUUGUAUCCUACUUUGUAUAUAGAUAAUAGACUCAAUAUGCUCUAGCCUUAUCUUUAUUAAAUUUUCUGCUUCGGUCAAUGGUUCGCCUGCUGAAUGAGGCAGGCUUUGUUUAAGACUUUUAGCCAUUGAUGAUGAAUCUUGUAGAAUUGCCUCUAUAUGUAUUGUUCUGCCAAAACUGAUAAUUCUUACACUUAUUUUCAGUGCAAUGUUUUUAAUUUCGCGUUUGUUGA